Molecule: messenger RNA, 2357 nt
Organism: Scylla paramamosain (green mud crab)
Lineage: Eukaryota; Metazoa; Arthropoda; Malacostraca; Decapoda; Portunidae
Product: glutamate receptor ionotropic, delta-1-like
Exons: 10
Coding region: 422-1756 (444 amino acids)
Cellular component (GO): membrane
Molecular function (GO): ligand-gated monoatomic ion channel activity
Source: RefSeq, a predicted model, not a curated record
AAAAAAGACCCUGCAAGCAAUACGUUCUCAAAGAAAGUAGCUUUUCAGAAAAAGAAAAAAAAAAUAUCGCCUGAAAUGACUCGCAGGACGCGUAUGAUCACAUGUGACAUACGUGACUUUUGUCAAGCUGAUGACGCUAAUAAUUGAUGACCACCAUGAGCUGUCGCCAUGAGCGGCAGCCAAUGAAGGAAGUGUUCGAGUGCGGCGACGCUCUCGGAUGAUAGGUAGUAUAUAGGAGACAGGAUGAAGGCGGGGUCUUGAAUCCCUGCAGCAGGAGGUGAGUGACAGCACGGAGAAGGCAUCGACGUACUAGUGCAGGGACAGACUUGUAUCAACAUAUAAAAAAAAAAAUAAAUAAAUAAAAUAAAUAAAAUAAAAUAAAAUAAAAGCUGUGAUACUGCGUUGCUGCAGUCAACGCGGAAUGGCUCACCUGCUGCGAGAGGUUCUGGCUGAGCCCGAGGUGUUGCGUGGCCUGGCCCAGAACGCGGCCGGCUUCAGGUUUCCCAGAGGGGCGGUAGUCACGGUGACGGCUGAGCACUGGCGGCCAUAUACUAUCGUGGCUCCGGGAGGGGAAGGUUGCCAGAGGGUGUCAGGACCCAUGGGAGCCAUACUCGCUGUUCUUGCUCACACACUCAACUUCACGUGCAGGGUGGUGUCGCCGCCAGAUGCUGUUUGGGGUUCCCAGCUGCCUAAUGGUUCCUGGACGGGCAUGAUAGGCCAGGUGGUCCGCCAGGAAGUCGACCUCGGUCUCGGCCCAUUUGGAAUGAUCUACAGCAGGACAAAAGCCGUGGAUUUUUCUACACUUAUUUGUUUCGAAGCUCCAUCGAUUCUAUCCAGGAAGGGCACCCCUGAAAUCAACCCGUGGGGGUUCCUGUUCCCACUGACGGGGACAGUGUGGGGUACGGUGGCGGCGGCCCUGGCGGUGGUGUGGCUGGCCACACUGCUGGUGGGGCGCCGACCUGGAGCCUCUGUUUCCCUGACCUGGACAGGAGAAGUGUUUCUGCAGAACGUGCGGGUCUUCCUUAACCAAGGUCUGACGGGCGUUGUGCUUGGACAAGGCGGGGUGGUAAUGUUGGGGUCGUGGGUGGUGGUGGCGGCCGUGGUGUUCUGGAGCUACACGGGCAACCUCACCUCCUUACUGGCGGUGAGAUACAUUCCACAACCCAUCCAGACUCUGAGGAGUCUACUUGACGAUCCUUCCGUGACUGUCAUCAAGAUUCCUAUGACUUAUUUUGUGGAAAGAAUAUCGAAAAUGGAAUCAGGAGAGUUCCGAGAACUACACGACCUGGAUAAAGUGGGUCGUGGGAUUUACGAGGCUUCAGAUUUACAUUCAAUGGUUGAAAAUUACGUGCGUCAUGGAGGCUACUCCCUCAUAGAUUCUACCUUUUCUCUUGAUCUCCUGAUGGCUGACAGCUUCCUCAAAACAAAAACGUGUGACUUCUACAAGUCAAGACAGAUGAUGUUCUCUACUUGGAACCACGUGAUCGUGGAAAAAGGCAAUCCCUUGUUGCCAGCCGUCGACCACAGGAUAAGAGCGAUUGUGGAAUCCGGGUUGUUUGAGCACUGGAUGAACAACGAACUCCAUGCAUACCGCAGCAACUGCCAAUUCUCGCCCUCCAUCAUCUUGGUGAGGGAGCCGCUGUCCCUCGCCAACCUCUGGGGGUUGUUCUUAGUGCUCGGGACAGGAAUGCUGUUGGCAGCGAAUGUCUUCUGUCUGGAGCUGAGCGUUCCCCCGAAGCCAACAAGCAAACCAUGAAGAAGCCGUGUAGUUCAACUUGUCCUCCUCGUCCGAGGUGAUGCACCAGCCUGCAGCCUCCACACUUGGCAGUGUUUGGCGCGCACUCCUGUCAUUUCAUCACGUUACUUCGUGCUUACAUUAAUCUUCUCUUCUCAAUAGUCACAUAUUCUCUUUAAAGUUGCAAGCAAAUGUCAGAUAAUCGUUGUCUUGCCUUGGUGACUGGAUAUGAGUUCCGCCCAGCGGUCAACUGCCGAUGUUAGUUGUCAUGACCAUUGUGUACGUUGAAUACGUUGAAUUACGUUAAAUAAAAUAUUCUUCGAGAUACAAUAAUCUAUUUAAAUGUUGAUAUGAUGCAAAAGAGUUGAAUACCAAGGAGUGUUGCAGUGAGACGGAGACUGGUUUCAGUACAGAGGAAGAAAGACGUGCCAGUGCCACUGGGUACCACGUACCUGUAUUCACAAGUGUAAACCUUAGCAUCAUAUUGAAGAGUAAGCACAAACGCGGAAGGAUAUAAUUCUCAGUACAUUUGCAGAUGUAAUUUUAUGUAUUACAAAAUUAUUUGAUAGGUUUGAUCACAAAAUAUAUGUUCAACGAUGAAAUAAUUAAAUUACCUUCAGUA